This is a messenger RNA of Brassica rapa (field mustard), 1104 nucleotides long. Its product is annotated as xyloglucan endotransglucosylase/hydrolase protein 2. The record is from RefSeq and is a predicted model, not a curated record. Gene Ontology annotation, molecular function: xyloglucan:xyloglucosyl transferase activity; hydrolase activity, hydrolyzing O-glycosyl compounds. Gene Ontology annotation, biological process: xyloglucan metabolic process; cell wall biogenesis. NCBI's taxonomy places the organism in Eukaryota, Viridiplantae, Streptophyta, Magnoliopsida, Brassicales, Brassicaceae. Gene Ontology annotation, cellular component: cell wall; apoplast.
UUAUUUACCAAAAUAACCAUUUGUUGACCAAAACAAUUUUUUUGACCCCUUACAAUAACCCCGAAUAUAAAAAGGGGGGAGAUGUCUACUCCGUAAGAAACACAUUCAAAACAUAAAAUUUCAAAUGAAUAAGAGAGAAUAUAUGUUUUCAAUUUUAGAUUUUGUUUUAGUACUGUUGGUGAUCGCUACCGUUGAUGCCAGUGUUCCUGGAGGUGGAGGGUUCGAUGAAAACUAUGUUGUUACGUGGGGAAAUGUCUUAAAACUCAACCAAGGAGAAGUCCAGCUCUCCAUGGACAAAAGUGCAGGUUCUGCUUUUGAGUCUAAACACAAAUUUGGAUCAGGAUUCUUUCAAAUGAGAAUCAAGUUGCCUCCAAAAGAUACUGCUGGAGUUGUGACAGCUUUUUAUUUGACUUCGAAGGGUGAUACCCACGACGAGGUAGACUUCGAGUUCCUGGGGAAUAGAGAUGGAAAACCGAUACAAAUUCAAACAAAUGUCUUCAACAAUGGUCAAGGAAAUAGAGAACAAAAGUUUGUUCUUUGGUUCGAUCCAUCCACAGAUUUCCACACUUAUGGGAUUCUCUGGAAUCCGUAUCAAAUUGUGUUUUACGUGGACAAAAUUCCAAUACGAAUAUUCAAAAAUAACAAAAAAUAUGGCGUAGGAUAUCCAUCAAAGCCGAUGACAGUGAUUGCUAGUCUGUGGAACGGUGAGGGAUGGGCAACAGACGGUGGUAAGGCCAAAAUUAAUUGGUCAUAUGCUCCUUUUAAAGCCAAUUUUCAAAGUUUUUCUGAUUCUGGUUGUCACGCGGAUGGUGGGAACAUUAACGCGGAAGCAUGUGGUUCAACAACCUACUACUGGAAUACGAUCCAAUAUAGUAGGUUAAGUGCAAAUGAAACUACGGCAUUCAAGAAUGUGAGAGCGAAGUAUAUGAAGUACGAUUAUUGUUCUGAUAAGCGUAGGUUUCCUGUUCCUCCUACGGAAUGUCGAUUGAAUCAGUGAUGGGUAUCUGAAAAAGAUUAUUAAAGAAAAGUAUCAGACUAGUGCUUGCUAUCUAAUUUAUCUUUAGAAUUUAAAAUAAUUUUCAAUAAAAAUGGUAUUACUAGUAA